AUGGCAGUUCCUCCCAAGUGGUACCAGUUCCUAGUUGGUGUCUUCGCAUCGCUUGGUUCUUUCAACUAUGGUUAUGAUCUCGGUGUCAUUGGGGGCAGUGUAGCUGCCCCGUCUUUCAGUGGUUAUUUCAACAACCCGAAUGCCGAUCAGGUGGGCGCGGUGGUGUCUCUCUUCACUGGAGGAGGUUUCUUUGGUGCACUGGCAGCUGGACCAGCCGCUGAUCGCGUCGGUCGUAGGAUUGCUAUCGUCAUCGGCGCUGUUUGCUUUAUACUAGGAGGUAUCCUCCAGGCGGUUGCGCAGAACCUCUCUUUCUUGUAUUCUGGUCGCGCUAUUGCUGGUUUUGGAGUUGGGUUCUUGGUUAUGAUUGUUCCACUCUACCAGGCUGAGAUUUCACAUCCGUCAAUUCGCGGUCGGGUUACUGGUUUGCAACAGCUCAUGCUCGGUAUCGGCGCGGUAGUCGCGACAUGGCUCACGCAUGGCACAAACACUAAUCUCGACGAUAUCGAUAACAACCAAUGGCGCAUUCCCCUCAGUAUCCAGGUCGUUCCCGCCGGUGUUCUAGGCGCCCUAAUUCUCUUCUUCCCAGAGUCUCCCCGAUGGCUGAUAGACCACGGCCGUCGCGAAGAAGGCCUCAAAACACUUGCACGCCUGCACUCAAAUGGCAUCCUUGACGAUCCAUGGGUGCAAGAGGAAUUCAAUCAGAUUGAGCAAGCUAUCGAACACGAACACACUGUCGCCGCUAAGGGUUACAAAGACCUCUUUACUGAUAAGAGCAGCUUCCGCCGUUUGUUCCUCGUCUGCGCCAUCCAGGCCUCUGUACAGAUGACUGGUGUAUCAGCAAUCCAGUACUACACACCUGAGAUCUACAAAGGCCUGAACAUUGGCACUAGCGAUGCGCUGAAGUACCAGGGCGUUAGUAACGUGCUCUCUGUUGUUGCACAGGCCUGCACUGUCGCGCUAAUUGAUCGCAUUGGCCGCCGCUGGCCGCUUAUUAUUGGUAACGUGGUGAACGGGAUCUGCUGGAUCAUCGUUGCAGCUUCGAUCGCGUCGUUCCCCACGGCCAGUCCCUCUCUCCAGCAUUCCCUUGGCUGGGUUUUCAUUACGAUCAACUGGCUAUACCAGAUCUCGUUCAGCUUCACCUGCGGACCUCUAUCCUGGAUCAUUCCCGCUGAGGUGUUUGACACUAAAACGCGCUCGAAGGGCGUCUCUAUUGGUGUCAUGACUUCCUUCGCUUUUAACACACUUAUUGGCCAGAUCACACCUAUUGCAAUGAAUAGCGUUGGUUGGCGCUACUUUCUAACAUUUGUUGUCUGCAACUUCACUAAUGCUGUCUUUUUCUGGGCUACCCUGCCAGAGACCGCCAAGAGACCGCUUGAGGAAAUGAACGCAUUGUUUAGUGGCAACAAGUGGUUCGUUGCUAUGGGUCGCGAGAAGACGGAGCUGGUUGUGAACGUCUGGGACACGCUAGAGCGAUGGAUAAAUGAGAGACUCGAGGCCGGUCUACACCAGGUCUCGAUUCCAUGCGGUAUCGAAGGCGGCACACAGCCUAUGCGCUAUUCAGCAGCUUUCAUUCUAAUAGCAAACCAAAGCGCUCGACUGGUCCCAUCGGUCUCUUACUGUCGGACGAUCUAG
Messenger RNA from Boeremia exigua, 1632 nucleotides. RefSeq names its product general substrate transporter. NCBI's taxonomy places the organism in Eukaryota, Fungi, Ascomycota, Dothideomycetes, Pleosporales, Didymellaceae. The transcript has 7 exons. The record is from RefSeq and is a predicted model, not a curated record. Gene Ontology annotation, cellular component: membrane. Gene Ontology annotation, molecular function: carbohydrate:proton symporter activity. The coding region runs from base 1 to 1632 and encodes 543 amino acids. Gene Ontology annotation, biological process: transmembrane transport; carbohydrate transport.